AUGUUGACUGACUACUUUGUCGACCAACCAGUGUUCAAAGAUCCGGUGUUCCGAACACGUUACAGGAUGAGUCUCAAUCUCUUCAAGCGUAUAUCUACUGACCUUUGCCAGUAUGAUCGUUACUUUGUUCCAAGGUCAGAUGCUACCGGCAAAGUCGGACUGCUUCCGGAGCAGAAGAUGACAGUCGCCUUACGAAUGCUUGCUUACGAUGCAGGGGCAUAUCAAUGUGCUGAGUAUUGUCGAAUGUUGAAAUCCACCUCCGUCGCGGCCCUUCAGUACUUUACACGAGGAAUUGUUGAUCUUUACUCAGCAGAAUACCUCCGCGCUCCUACUGAUACCGACCUCAUACGACUUCUUGCCAAAGCUGAGAGGAGAGGUUUUCCAGGAAUGAUUGGGAUCAUCGAUUGGUACUAUCUCGUCGACGGUAUUUAUCCUCGAUGGGCGACUUUCUUGAAAACUGUUCGAAAUUCUACACGUCCCAAGGAAAUCGAGUUUGCAAAGGCUCAAGAGGGGUAUAGGAAGGAUGUAGAAAGAUGUUUUGGUAUAUUACAGUCACAGUUUGGUAUUGUUAGAGGAGCUGCUCGUGGGUGGCAUAAAGAGGACCUUCGAUACAUCAUGUUGACGUGUAUUAUAUUACACAACAUGAUUGUCGAAAAUGAACUACCUGAAGACAGCGAUGAUGAGGAGGAUAACAAUAUGAGGCCCAUGAUUGCUGAGGUAUAUUCAGCUGAACGUGGCUCCUCCAAAGGUCAUUAUAUUUAUCUGCAGUUCCACCGCUUCGAGGAAUAUGCAAAGUUUUAUUACUUUUGCCUCUUAAUAUUUUGUCUGUAG
Molecule: messenger RNA, 831 nt
Organism: Rosa chinensis
Lineage: Eukaryota; Viridiplantae; Streptophyta; Magnoliopsida; Rosales; Rosaceae
Exons: 3
Coding region: 1-831 (276 amino acids)
Source: RefSeq, a predicted model, not a curated record